GCAGAGACUGUGUAUACGCAGAACUGAAUCUGUGAUUCUUCCUCGGCAUUUCGUUCUUUCUUGAUGGAGGAGAGCAGAGGGAUUCAUCGUUGAAGCAGGGGAGAUUGUACGGAUAAACAACAACAACUCGUCGAUCUGAAACAGUAAACAAGAAACACUAAAAGUAUCGUUUCUCCGGUGAAGCCAAGUUAGUAUAAAGUUAUGGAACCAGUGAAAGAAGACCAUUGUGAGGAAGAGUCUCAUAAGUACAUGAGUUUAGCUCUGCACCAGGCUAAACUUGCUCUAGAGGCUCUUGAAGUUCCCGUGGGGUCUCUAAUUUUUGCCACUUUGCUUCAUCCCAAUUUUUUUUUCUUACCAUUUAUCUACUUAUGUCAUAUAAGAUUUCUAUGGAUCAGAUGUGUCAUUCUUGAGGACGGUAAGGUCAUUGCUUCAGGGAGAAACCGAACAAAUGAGACACGCAAUGCCACAAGACAUGCAGAGAUGGAAGCAGUUGAUCAACUUGUUGGAGAGUGGCGGAAAAAUGGACUCUCUCCUUCACAAAUCGCUGAGAAAUUCUCGAAAUGCGUUCUUUACGUAACAUGUGAACCUUGCAUCAUGUGCGCAUCGGCCUUAUCGUUUCUUGGUAUAAAGGAAGUGUAUUAUGGAUGUGCAAAUGACAAGUUUGGGGGAUGUGGUUCCAUCUUGUCGCUUCACUUAGGCAAUUCUCAACCGUCAGAUAUCCCUGAAGAAGCUCAAAGAGGAAAAGGGUACAAGUGUAAAGGAGGAAUAAUGGCAGACGAAGCUGUCUCGCUUUUCAAAUGUUUCUAUGAGCAAGGCAAUCCCAGCGCACCAAAGCCACACCGACCCGUAGUUCAACGAGAGAGGACUUGAGGUGUUUAUAUCAGAGGUAUUCAGAAUUGUCUGAAAGAAAGAAGGGAAACUCGAUUUCUUCGAGCUCAUUGUAUGCUCUUAACCUUUAUUCUUAUUUUGAAUACUAUUGUAAGAAACAAGAGCUUAGCUUAAAGUUAUAAAAGAGGUGGGAUACUCUGUUCGUGUC
Eutrema salsugineum is the source of this 1036-nucleotide messenger RNA. Its product is annotated as tRNA-specific adenosine deaminase 2. The record is from RefSeq and is a predicted model, not a curated record. Gene Ontology annotation, molecular function: tRNA-specific adenosine-34 deaminase activity; zinc ion binding. The transcript has 7 exons. Bases 202 to 870 code for a protein of 222 amino acids. NCBI's taxonomy places the organism in Eukaryota, Viridiplantae, Streptophyta, Magnoliopsida, Brassicales, Brassicaceae. Gene Ontology annotation, biological process: tRNA wobble adenosine to inosine editing.